Molecule: messenger RNA, 1510 nt
Organism: Vanessa tameamea
Lineage: Eukaryota; Metazoa; Arthropoda; Insecta; Lepidoptera; Nymphalidae
Gene: Gmppb
Product: mannose-1-phosphate guanyltransferase beta
Exons: 6
Coding region: 222-1331 (369 amino acids)
Biological process (GO): GDP-mannose biosynthetic process
Cellular component (GO): cytoplasm
Molecular function (GO): GTP binding; mannose-1-phosphate guanylyltransferase (GTP) activity
Source: RefSeq, a predicted model, not a curated record
UAAGAUUUGACGUUCUAUUAUCUGUGAUUUCUGUGAACUCGAACUGUGAAGUAAAGCUUUGUAUUUUGUAUUUUAUUUAUUACCGUAUUACAAAUAAUUAAUAAAGACGCGCCACGUAUGAAGUUAUGAUAUAGACAAUAAUAACAUAGUUAAUUGUACUUAUAACAGUGUUUUAAUAUUUAAACAAGUUGGGUAAAGCAUUUACAAUAUAAUACAAUAAAAUGAAUAGCUCUGAUAAGAAAUUGGGGGAGAUACGUGCACUUAUACUCGUUGGUGGCUAUGGGACCCGUCUUAGACCAUUGACUUUAAGUAGACCUAAGCCGCUAGUGGAAUUUGCCAAUAAACCAAUAUUAAUGCAUCAAAUUGAAGCAUUGGUGGAUGCUGGAGUGACGCAAGUAAUUCUUGCUGUUUCAUACAGAGCUGAGGAUAUGGAAAAAGAGCUUACAGAGCAAGUAUCGAAACUCGGAGUAUCACUUACCUUUUCUCAUGAGACAGAACCACUUGGCACAGCAGGACCUCUUGCACUUGCUCGUGAUCUGCUCAGUGCCAGUCCUGAGCCAUUCUUUGUAUUAAACUCUGAUGUGAUCUGUGAAUUUCCAUUUAAAGAGCUGGCCAAAUUUCACAGGAGCCAUGGAAAGGAAGGAACAAUAGUAGUAACAAAAGUAAAAGAACCUUCCAAGUAUGGAGUAGUUGUAUACAAGGAUGAUGGAGAAAUUGAAAACUUUGUUGAGAAACCACAGGAAUUCAUUUCUAAUAAAAUCAAUGCAGGAAUGUACAUUCUUAAUCCAUCAAUACUGGACAGAAUUGAGUUAUGUCCAACAUCAAUUGAGAAAGAGGUAUUUCCUUUCAUGGCAAAGGAUGGUCAGCUUUAUGCUAUGGAAUUAGAAGGAUUUUGGAUGGAUGUCGGACAGCCAAAAGAUUUUCUAACCGGUAUGUGCCUAUACUUAACCAGCUUACGCCAAAAGAAUUCCAACAUGUUACACGAAGGCGACGGAGUUGUAGGCAAUGUAAUUAUUGACCCUACGGCAACUAUUGGAAAAGGUUGUAGGAUAGGACCGAACGUUACAAUUGGGCCGAAUGUUGUCAUUGAAGAUGGUGCGUGUAUAAAGCGUAGUACUAUUCUCCGCGGCGCGUGCGUCCGCCAGCACGCCUGGCUCGACGGGUGCAUCGUUGGCUGGAAGUCAGUCGUCGGCCGAUGGGUUAGGAUGGAGAACACCACAGUGCUCGGCGAAGACGUAAUAGUCAAGGAUGAAUUAUACAUCAACGGUGGUCAGGUUCUUCCCCAUAAAUCUAUCGCCUUAUCUGUUCCCGAGCCACAGAUAAUAAUGUAAUUAUAAGGUGUUUUUUUUUUUAUUGAUAUAAAUUUCUGUCGUUUAUACGACAGAAUUUUUUACUAUUUAGGCUAAAAAUAUCUAAAAAUUUAGAUAUCAUUGUAUUUAUUAUACAGCUAUUUUAUAAAUCCAGGUAAAAUAUUGAACACCAGUGCAAUAGUAAUAUAUAAAAUAUAGGA